AGUAUGUUCCAAUAAAGUAGCCGGAUUAAUGAUAUUAAUGAUAAAGAACCACAGAGAAUAGACCGAAUAUUCUGGAAUGUGCUGGACUACAUGAAUUGAAAUUUUAAACGCGUGUUAUAUUUUCUUAUAAGAAGUAAUAAUCGAUAAUCAACAAUUUUAUUACUGUUUAUAGUUUUCUUUGAGCGAGUAGAAAAAGGGCAGUGUUAAUAUAAUUUAAAAUUGAACGAGAAUGUCUUCGAAUCAGGUGACUUUGUUGAAAGAUAAGGGAAAUGCAGCCUUACAAGCAAAUAAGUUCGAUGAGGCAAUCCAGUAUUACACUGAAGCUAUUAAUUUAGAUGGAAAUAAUCAUGUUCUAUAUUCCAAUAGAUCUGCCGCUUACGCUAAAGCUAACAAAUACGAUUUAGCUUUAAAAGAUGCGGAAAAGACUGUGCAAAUCAAGCCUGACUGGGUUAAAGGUUAUUCUAGGAAAGGAGCUGCUUUAUCAUUCCUUGGGGAAUAUGAUGAGGCUCUUCAGGUUUACGAACAGGCUCUGAAACUUGAUCCUGAUAAUGCUUUGAUCAAGGAAGGUGUUAAAGAGGUGUUGGCCCAAAAAUCAGCUGGUACUCAGAAAUUUGGGAAUCCGUUCUCUAGAGCUGAUUUGUUUAUUAAACUCCGAAACGAUCCGAGAACCAAACACUUUUUGGAUGACCCUGAAUACUUAAAUAUACUUCAAGAACUCCAAGCAAAUCCCAACAGUCUAGGAACAAGAGCAGGAGAUCCUAGAGUGAUUACAACAUUGAGUGUUCUUUUAGGUAUUGAUCUAGAAUCUCAGGAACCAAUGGACACAGAACCACCUUACACACCCCCUCCAAGGCAACCUCAACCAAAACCAGAGCCAAAAAAAAGCUCUGAACCCGAACUACCAGAAAAUAAAAAAUUAGCAAAACAAGAAAAGGAACAAGGAAAUGAUUUCUACAAAAAGAAACAAUUCGAUGAAGCCAUUCAACAUUACAGCAAGGCCAUUGAACAUGAUCCUACUGAUAUCACUUUCUAUAAUAAUCUAGCUGCUGUUUAUUUCGAGCAGAAAGAAUAUGAGAAAAGCAUAAAAGAAUGCGAGAGAGCCAUUGAUGUCGGUAGAGAGAAUAGAGCUGAUUUCAAAUUGAUAUCCAAAUCUUUCACUAGAAUUGGCAAUGCUUACAAAAAACUCAAAGACUUCAAAAAUGCCAAAAUCUAUUUUGAAAAAUCUUUGUCUGAGCAUAGAACUCCUGAAGUUAAAGCUUUAUUGUCGGAAGUAGAGAAAAUUAUCAAAGUUGAAGAAGAGAGGGCAUAUAUCAAUCCAGAAUUAGCAGAGAAAGAGAAAGAAUUAGGAAAUGAUUUAUUCAAAAAAGGAGAUUACGGCGCUGCUGUUAAACAUUAUUCCGAGGCCAUUAGGAGAAAUCCAAGCGACGCCAAACUUUAUAGCAACCGGGCUGCAUGUUACACAAAAUUAGCCGCUUUCGAUCUGGGUCUCAAAGACUGCGACAAAUGCACAGAAAUAGAUCCCAAAUUCAUCAAGGGCUGGAUAAGAAAAGGUCACAUUCUACAAGGCAUGCAGCAGUCCAGCAAGGCUAUUGCUGCUUUUCAAAAGGCAAUAGAACUGGACCCAAACAACUCCGAAGCGUUGUCCGGUUAUAGAAAUUGCACGUUGGAAAGCGCCGGUGUGGGUGCUGACCCCGAAAAAGUGAGACAGAGGGCGAUGGGCGACCCCGAAAUCCAGCAAAUAUUGAGGGAUCCGGCCAUGAGACUGAUUUUGGAACAAAUGCAAAACGACCCACGGGCUCUUCAAGAUCAUCUAAAGAAUCCUGAUAUAGCCGCCAAGAUCCAAAAAUUGCUAGCAUCCGGUCUGAUUGCUAUACAUUAAGCUUCUUGUGGAAGAUUCCGGAAGAGUUAAGUCACUCCAUUAGCAGUUCGAUAAAUGAUUUUGUAGAUCAAGACUGCCUUGGAUGUUUCUUUCAUUUUUGUUUUUAAAUACAUCGAGUUUCACUCGUCAUUCGAAUGUGCAAAGUAGAUAUUUUUUGUAUUGAAUUAUGCAUAAUUUUCAAUUCCUUGCUGAUGGUUCUUUAAGACCUGUAAUAAACGAUGUUAUUAUAGGUA
Molecule: messenger RNA, 2112 nt
Organism: Harmonia axyridis
Lineage: Eukaryota; Metazoa; Arthropoda; Insecta; Coleoptera; Coccinellidae
Gene: Stip1
Product: stress-induced-phosphoprotein 1
Exons: 4
Coding region: 230-1879 (549 amino acids)
Molecular function (GO): Hsp90 protein binding
Source: RefSeq, a predicted model, not a curated record